This is a messenger RNA of Lycium barbarum (goji berry), 810 nucleotides long. RefSeq names its product receptor-like protein Cf-9 homolog. The record is from RefSeq and is a predicted model, not a curated record. Gene Ontology annotation, molecular function: protein binding. Bases 1 to 810 code for a protein of 269 amino acids. Lineage: Eukaryota; Viridiplantae; Streptophyta; Magnoliopsida; Solanales; Solanaceae. The transcript has a single exon.
AUGUGGUUGGGAACUCUGCCAAAGCUGCAAGUUCUAAGCUUGAGAUCCAAUAAAUUGCAUGGACCUAUCAGAACUCUAACGAUUAAAAACAUAUUUCCUCUGCUUCGAAUGUUAGAUCUGUCUUCCAAUGCCUUCACACAAAACAUCCCAGUGUGGCUCUUGAAAGCCAUGAGGACAAUUGAUCAUAUAAUGGAGGCACCAAUUGAUGAAGGAGAUGAAUAUUACGAAGACUCGGUAGCUAUCGUAACAAAGGGAUUGGAGCUUCAAGUUGUGAGAAUCUUGUUUUUGUACACCACUAUCGAUCUUUCAAAUAACAAAUUUGAAGGACAUAUUCCUAGUGUUCUGGGAGAUCUCAUUGCUCUUCGGGUGCUGAAUUUGUCCCAUAAUGGAUUGCAAGGUCAUAUACCAUCAUUGCUUGGAAAUUUAUCUGUAGUUGAAUCCUUGGACCUUUCUUGUAACCAUCUUUCGGGAGAGAUACCACAACAACUUGCUUCUCUCACAUAUCUCGAAUUCUUAAAUCUCUCCCACAAUCAUCUCGAAGGGUGUAUUCCUCAAUGGAAUCAAUUGUAUAUCUUUGAGAACAAUUCAUAUGAAGGUAAUGAUGGAUUACGUGGAUUCCCAGUUUCGAAAGGUUGUGGCAAUGAUCAUGUAUCAGAGAAAAAUUAUAAUGUAUCUGCACUAGACGAUCAAGAAAGCAAUUCUGAAUUUCUAAAUGAUUUUUGGAAAGCUACUCUUAUGGGCUAUGGAAGUGGACUAUGUAUUGGGUUAUCCAUAAUAUAUUUCAUGGUUUCAACUGGAAAUACGAAAUGA